UCCCCACCACCUUCUCAAUGUCUUCAAACUCUCACACUUCUUUUACAGCUAUUACAAACAAACCCUAUAAUGAAUGCUCUAUAUAACCAUACUACAACUCUCAUCUUCUUCUUCACCACCAUGAACUUAAUCACACCCAUCACCUUCACUAUUCUCCUUACUUUUUGCUAUGUUUCAGUUGCCAAGAAGAAUACUUACAUUGUCCACAUGGCCAGUCACCGCAUUCCGGCCAAUUUCCACAACAACCACACGCACUGGUUCCACUCAUCGCUACAUUCGAUAUCCGAAUCGGCAAACAUGAUCUACACUUACCACAACGUCAUCCAUGGUUUCUCAACAAAGCUAUCCGCCCAACAAGCGAAAUCACUUAAAAACCUUCCCGGAGUUCUUUCUGUGUUGCCGGAACUGCGAUAUGAGCUCCACAUUACACGCACACCCGAGUUUCUCGGGCUCGAGCAAAACAACAACUUGUUGCCACAAUCUUCCGGGGAAGGUGAUGUCAUUAUUGGAAUUUUGGAUACCGGUGUCUGGCCGGAGAGUAAGAGCUUCGACGACACCGGUAUGGGACCAGUUCCGCACGCGUGGAAAGGCGCGUGCGAAACUGGUACCAAUUUCACGGUUUUUAAUUGUAACCGGAAGUUGAUUGGAGCACGGUUUUUCGCGAGUGGUUAUGAGGCCACUGUGGGCCCCAUUGAUGAAUCCAAGGAGAAUAGAUCUCCGAGAGAUGAUGAUGGGCAUGGGACCCACACUUCCACAACCACUGGUGGGUCGGUGGUUGCAGGAGCUAAUUUAUUGGGGUACGCCCCGGGUGUAGCCCGAGGAAUGGCUCCCCGGGCUAGGGUUGCUGUGUACAAAGUUUGUUGGAUGGGUGGUUGUUUUAGCUCGGAUAUAUUAGCAGGUAUGGAUAUGGCGGUCGCGGACAAUGUUAAUGUUCUGUCAUUGUCGCUUGGCGGUGGAAGUGCGGAGUUUUACCGUGAUAGUGUUGCGAUCGGGGCGUUUGCGGCUAUGGAAAAGGGUAUUUUUGUAUCUUGCUCCGCGGGUAAUGCCGGACCCGCUUCUUAUACUUUAUCUAACGUGUCGCCAUGGAUAACAACCGUCGGUGCCGGGACUUUGGACCGUGAUUUUCCGGCUUAUGUUAGUCUUGGUAACGGGAAAAACUACUCCGGUGUGUCGUUGUAUAGAGGUCCAGCACUGUCGAAUACAAUGUUGCCGAUUGUGUAUGCUGGAAAUGCGAGUAGUUCGACGAGUGGUGGUCUUUGUAUGCCGGGGUCAUUGAUACCAGAUAUGGUGAAGGGAAAGAUUGUACUUUGCGACCGUGGCAUAAAUUCUCGGGUUCAAAAGGGUUCGGUAGUCAAAGAAGCCGGUGCUUCGGGUAUGGUUUUGACGAACACGGCAGCAAACGGUGAGGAACUUGUAGCGGACGCGCAUUUAUUACCCGCGACCUUGGUAGGUCUAAAAGCCGGUGACGAGAUUCGGAAAUAUGUAACUUCCGAUUCUAAUCCAACGGCCACAAUUUUGUUUGAAGGGACAAAACUAGGAAUACAGUCGUCACCAAUGGUGGCGGCUUUUAGUUCCCGCGGACCCAAUACCAUCACGCCAGAAAUUCUAAAACCUGACAUUCUGGCGCCAGGUGUCAACAUUUUAGCAGGAUGGUCUGGGUCCGCGGGACCUACCGGUUUAUCAGAAGACACCCGGCGUGUAGAAUUCAACAUAAUAUCCGGCACGUCAAUGUCAUGUCCUCACGUGAGCGGACUUGCAGCUCUACUCAAGUCGGCUCAUCCCGACUGGAGUCCAGCAGCCGUUAAGUCCGCUCUCAUGACCACCGCUUACACGACAUACAAAAACGGAAAAAUGAUUGAAGAUCUCGCCACCGGCAACCCCUCCACCCCGUUCGACCACGGUGCUGGACACGUGGACCCGGUAUCCGCCCUCGAACCCGGGUUGGUCUACGACAUCACCGCCGACGACUACUUCGAUUUCUUAUGUGCACUAAACUACACAACAACACAAAUCCAAUUGAUCACAAAAAGAAACACCACAUGUGACUCUACUAAAACAUACUCCGUAGGUAAUCUCAACUACCCUUCUUUUGCGGUGGUUGUUCCAUUGGAUUCCGCCGGAAAAAGUGGUGCAACCACCGUGAUUAACCACACAAGAACGUUAACUAAUGUGGGUCCGGCUUCAUCUACCUAUAAAGUGUCCGCGUAUUCCGGUAGUAAUUCUGUAGGGAUAACGGUGGUUCCGGAAACUUUGACUUUUUCUCAAGUCAAUGAGAAGAAAGUGUACACGGUGGUAUUUACGGCAGGUGCGAUGAUGGUGAAUUCGAAUGUGUUUGGCCGGAUUGAGUGGUCGGACGGGAAGCAUGUUGUGGGAAGUCCGGUGGUGGUUAGUUGGUGAUAGGUAGAAAGUUAUUGUUUUUGUUAACAAGAUACUCAAAAGGAGUGUGGAUUGGUGGUUGAAUAUAUAAUUCAAUACCUUUUAUUUAAUUUCAUUGAAUUAUUAUAUUUUUAA
Helianthus annuus (common sunflower) is the source of this 2511-nucleotide messenger RNA. Its product is annotated as subtilisin-like protease SBT1.7. The coding region runs from base 70 to 2397 and encodes 775 amino acids. Lineage: Eukaryota; Viridiplantae; Streptophyta; Magnoliopsida; Asterales; Asteraceae. Gene Ontology annotation, molecular function: serine-type endopeptidase activity. Gene Ontology annotation, biological process: proteolysis. The record is from RefSeq and is a predicted model, not a curated record. The transcript has a single exon.